Symbiodinium natans is the source of this 636-nucleotide messenger RNA. NCBI's taxonomy places the organism in Eukaryota, Dinophyceae, Suessiales, Symbiodiniaceae. The record is from the annotation of a GenBank genome assembly.
AUGCUUGUGGCGUUGUUCAUUUGGUCAUGGUUCGGCCCGAGCUGGUCGGAUCGCGGCAUGAAAGAGCUUGAGCUUCACGAGAUCCACGCCCAUGCCGACGCGGUGCUUCAGGAGAAUCACACUGAGACCCGCGGAUGCGACCCAGGGAAGACCCUUCCUGCGCAGAUCCCAGCACUGAACUACGGUGCAAAGCCAACGACGACGCUUUCAAACCAAUGCUGGGAGAGGUGUUCAGCGGCAGAGACAUCUGGAAAACAUUUCAGCGAUUCAGCAUUGAAGUUUGUUCAGGGUAUGGCCCAGGACAACGGGAUCGUCAAAGCUUUGAUCUACGGAGGCUUGCAUGUCUCUGGCGUGCUUCCAGAUUGGGAUGUGGAUUAUGCUUGCAAGAGCACCUUCGACCUCAUUGUGCUGAAGUGCCCGAGAGGCUACUUUAAGUCUUCUGCAUGCCGAUUGAAUGCCGACUACUUUACGAGAAGCAACCCGCUUUGUGCAGCGGCAUAUGAUGGCUUAGGAAAGAACAAUGGGGAGUACCGAUGUGCUGUGGUGAACUGGUGGGACACUUGCUGCUCCACAAAACAGCCUCAGCAGGAUGAUGACUGCCCCCAAUGCGGCCAGGACCAGUACUUCUGCACCUGA